This is a messenger RNA of Cucurbita moschata (crookneck pumpkin), 1599 nucleotides long. RefSeq lists its product as uncharacterized. The coding region runs from base 313 to 1275 and encodes 320 amino acids. NCBI's taxonomy places the organism in Eukaryota, Viridiplantae, Streptophyta, Magnoliopsida, Cucurbitales, Cucurbitaceae. The transcript is spliced from 6 exons. Gene Ontology annotation, cellular component: cytoplasmic microtubule. The record is from RefSeq and is a predicted model, not a curated record. Gene Ontology annotation, molecular function: microtubule binding. Gene Ontology annotation, biological process: microtubule cytoskeleton organization.
AAAAGAAGGGAUAAGGAAAAAUAAUAGUGGCAGACUGCGAAAAUUAGGGAGAAAUGGAGGGAGAGGAUCGGAAUCCAGAAAUUUAGGAACAGAACAGUAAGUUGAUUUCCAUGGGCGAAGGCGGGGUCGCAUCCCGUGUACUCCCUCUCACUCUGCCGGCCAAACCAUCGUUUCUUCUUCAUCUCAUUUCCAUUUCUCCGUCACUGCUACUCUCUCGCCGGUUUCUCCAUUUCGACAGUGUCAGUAGCAGCAACUUCCUCUCCUGAUCGUCAUCACCCGCUUCGUCUUUUUCAUCGUUUUUCUCUGGCAGCCAUGUCAGAGAAAGCUCUUAAAGCACUUAACACAGUGCCUGGACUGGAAGGGAGCAAUGAAAGCCCUUGUAAAGGGGAUCUUAGCAAACAAGGUCUAGUGAGUGCUAAUGGGAAUGUUGAAGAGUUGAAAAGACCUCAAGUAAAUGGUGAAAACAGUAAUCCUUGUGCUGAGGUUGGUAGUUCAGAAGUAGAAUAUAUCGAAGCUGAGAAUUUGACCGAUCUAGACGAUGUUUCAUCGAGCCUUAAGACGCUUGUAGCUGGAUUAAGCUCAAAAGAUUGGGUUUUGGUCUGUGAAGCACUGAACAAUACGAGACGGAUAGCAAUAUAUCACAGGGAAGACAUGCUUGAUAUGCUGGGAGAUGUGAUAUCACUUUUGGUGAAAUCAAUGAAAAAUCCUCGAAGUGCUGUCUGCAAAACUGCACUUAUGACAUCUGCAGACAUUUUCAGUGCUUAUAAUGACAAAAUGAUUGAAUCAUUGGACCCCAUGCUGUUGCAGCUUCUUCUGAAGUCUUCUCAAGACAAACGUUUUGUGUGUGAAGCGGCUGAGAAAGCUCUGGUAGCAAUGACUACAUCGUUUUCCCCUGAAUUGUUGCUACCAAAAUUGGAACCAUAUCUUAAGCACCGAAAUUCGAGAAUUCGAGCCAAGGCUUCAAUGUGCUUUUGUCGAAGUGUCCCACGACUGGGUGUUGAAGGGAUAAGAGCAUUUGGGAUUGACAAAUUGAUUCAAACAGCAGCAUCCCAGCUCAGUGACCAGCUUCCCGAGUCGAGGGAAGCUGCUCGAAUUCUCCUUCUGGAGUUGCAAUCUGUGUACACAAAGUUUCCCGACCUCCCAACAACGAUGCCCGAAGACCCAGAGAAGGUCUCUUGGGAAGACUUUUGUCAAUCAAAGCUCUCCCCUUUAAGUGCACAAGCUGUUCUUCGUGUCACGAACGUUUCUCGGGAAGGUAUUGUCUCGAAUUCUUGAUGCUUAGUAAUGAUGAUAAUAUCGAAACUUCAAUGUGUGUACCCCCCCUUGUUCUUGAAUCUCUAGCCAUGUGAGGAGCUUUAGAACGGCUAGCGUAUAGUCCAUGAUAGCUAUUAUUCUUUCCCUUUCUUUUGGUUUGCCUUGUCAUGUAAAUUCUUUCAAAACUUUUGAGGUACUCAGAAUACGGUUGAAGUGUGUAGCUUUUGCUAUUUUUUUGGCCUAUACCUUAUAGUUACUUCAAUAUUCUUUCAGAUCCACUUGAAACUCGACAUUUUUGGUGUGAAUAUUAUCAAUACAAAACUUGAUAUCAGUUCAUUGUUUUGA